AUGUUGAGCAUUUUGAUGCAACCUAUUGGAAGUCAAUGCAAAAUGAAAUUCCAGUGCCCAGGAAGAAAAUCAGCUAAGUGUAUGAAGUGGCUGAUAGACCCAUCCAAGACCUCAGGCAGGUGGCUGGUUGGAUUACCCCUUGAUUGUGUGGAUGAGAGGUUCUUGAUGGGAAUUGGGCCCAAGGUCACACAAGCACUCAAAUUGAGGCAGGAAUCUUGCCAAGAUGUUCCUGUACUUCUGUCUUCUCACGGCAGUGCAUCAAUGGCUGUAAGUGAAGAUAUUACCUGCAUCUUGAGGGGAAAAAGGAAAAGAUUGGGAACAAGGGAUCAGAUAGCUGUGGUUGCUAUACGGUGGUAUCACCUGAUGGUUGGUCGUGGCAAAAGUGGUCCCUUCAGUGGGUCAUGGGUUUGGGAUGGAGGUUUUUAUCAGAGCUUAGUUGCAUUCAAGUCCUUUCAAGGAUCAACACUUCAUACAUACCACAAUUGGGCAAACAUCAUCACACCAUCCCAAUUUGUCCAGUUGGUAGCAGGUGAUCAGGAAGUGAUCAUGCUCCCACCAUUUCUAGUGGAUUAUGACCUUAGCCUCAUACCAGCAUUGCAAAACUUGGCUAUUGACAAUUGA
Messenger RNA from Melampsora larici-populina 98AG31, 621 nucleotides. RefSeq lists its product as uncharacterized. The record is from RefSeq and is a predicted model, not a curated record. The transcript has 4 exons. NCBI's taxonomy places the organism in Eukaryota, Fungi, Basidiomycota, Pucciniomycetes, Pucciniales, Melampsoraceae. Bases 1 to 621 code for a protein of 206 amino acids.